Molecule: messenger RNA, 2261 nt
Organism: Hyalella azteca
Lineage: Eukaryota; Metazoa; Arthropoda; Malacostraca; Amphipoda; Hyalellidae
Gene: Zip48C
Product: zinc transporter ZIP11
Exons: 9
Coding region: 289-1314 (341 amino acids)
Biological process (GO): zinc ion transmembrane transport
Cellular component (GO): membrane
Molecular function (GO): zinc ion transmembrane transporter activity
Source: RefSeq, a predicted model, not a curated record
UGUAGUUAUUAUCCUGAUAGUCUUCAGCUAGAGAAUAAUUAUCUAUAAUAAUUAAAAAUUCACCUGUUACUAACCUUACCUAUCAUCUCUUCAUAUAAAUUCAUACUGUGCAAGUAAUUAAUGUAACUAAGAUCUCUCCUUAUUCAGUGACUCUUUUAUAGUUGCAGUAUGAUAUGUUAGCUCUUCUACUGUACACUUAUUUUAAAUUAUUCUUAUUUUGCUGGCAUUUUAUCUGCCACAUGUUUUACAAUUCAUUAGUUGAGACAGAAGUUCUGAUCCUCUAAGAAGAUGAUAGUCGGCUACAGUCCUGUGAUGCAAGCUCUCCUGGGCACCCUCUUUACUUGGGGCCUCACGGCUGCAGGCUCAGGGCUGGUCUUCUUCAUGCAGGGCACCAAGCCAAGAAUUCUGGAUAGCAGUCUUGGGUUUGCUGCAGGUGUGAUGACAGCUGCUUCAUUUUGGUCAUUGCUGGCACCAGCAAUAGAAAUGGCUGAAGAAUCUAAACUAUAUGGCAGUACAGGGGAAUAUGCUUUCAUCCCUGUUGCGUGCGGAUUCUUACUUGGCGGAGCUUUUGUCUUCCUAGCCGAUCAUUUGAUGGAUGGCUCAAGUCAAACAUCUUUAUUAUUGUGUCACAAACAAGAUAUUAGAGCUAUGGGAAAUGGAAAAAAGGAUGACGAUUUUAGACCAAAAUAUUCAAAUUCAGGUGCAGAGGAUGGCUACAGCUCAGCUCAGUUUACCAGUCUUGACGUAGGAGAAAUGAAGCAACGGGUCAGCAGCCCUGUCUCUUACUCCAGCCUUGAUCAGGACUCGGAAGAAGCUGGACUCCCUGGCGGCCAGAGAGCUUUCUCGCACCAGCAGUGGAAGAGAAUCUUGCUUCUGAUUGUGGCUAUCACAGUGCACAACAUUCCUGAAGGCCUAGCCGUUGGGGUUGGCUUUGGUGCCGUCUCUCAGUCCAGGCUUGCUACCUUCAUCAAAGCCAAGAACCUCGCCAUUGGCAUCGGUAUUCAGAACUUUCCCGAAGGCAUGGCUGUAAGCCUGCCACUCAGAGCUGCAGGAUACAGUAAAUGGACAGCAUUCUGGUACGGGCAGCUGAGCGGCAUGGUGGAGCCCGUGGCAGGCGUGCUGGGUGCGGCGAUGGUGUCGCUAUGGCAGCCACUGCUGCCCUGGGCGCUCGCCUUCGCUGCUGGGGCCAUGAUUUGUGUCGUGGUUGACGACCUCAUCCCUGAGGCACACUCCAGGAACAACGGACGCCUCAGUUCGUACUGGUGUCUGCUCGGCUUCGUCGUGAUGAUGGCUCUGGACGUGGGGCUAGGCUGACCCAGCCACUCGACCCACACUCGCCAAAGACUUGACGCUUCACAUUUUCCAAUUAUUUUAGCCGCAGUUUUAUCUUGAUGCGUAUAAUCAAUGCUUUUAUAUUGAUAUCAAUAAAACGAUAACAAUUUGAUAAUGAUGGUAUGAUGCAACUCGUUGAAAGAAAUCUAAACAUGUACAAAAAUAGAGUCAAAUGGUCCAAAAUAAUGCAAUCGAGAUUAUGGAUCUUCUCAUGUCGUCGCUCUUGUUUCUGAUUCAACUUCUGGUUGCUUCUUCUCCGCUUCUGACAAAUGUUAACAAAGCCACAAUAGUUAAGCUUAACAUUUUGAAGAUCUCAAGUCAGUUCAAUUUAAACUAUAGUAGCUGCCAAUGUCGUUGAAUCUGACGCCGUUGCAAUGCAGUCUUUAUUAAGCUUACACAUACAGUGUGUUGAAUCUAUUUUUAUAUUUUUCUGAUAUAGUCCCGCCUCGCUGUUAGGCCGUAGGGAAUUACUAGUUUUUCUUAUACUGUGAGCAUGUUCGCAAGCAAGGUCUGGCGCGCUUGUGCUUCUGCUUUGAGCUCGCUGCGUUCAUUUUUUGUUUUCGUGCGUUUUAAGAAUCGUAUACUGCACCUAGUCAUCCAGACUGGUUGAAAUGAUAAGCUUUUAUGCGGCACAAAUUCCUUGCUUUACUACUCAUAAGGCCAAGUAUUUUAAUUUUUUAAAUAUAUUCCACUUGUUUUUAUUUAUUUUUAUUUUUUGUUAGGGUUUGUUGUGGUAUGAAACCGAAGCGGAAUUAAUGAAACCAAAACGGAUGUUUAGUACAACUCGUGAUUAUUGUAGUUUGCUUCAUUUUGAUUUUGUUCUUAAGCGUCUUAUGUUCUCAUCAAGAAUUGAUGGCCAAAAUAGUGUAACCUCUGCGUUAAAAUUUUGUUUUUCCCUAAUUGCUGUUUUUUAUAGAGUCCGUUGUGAG